ACUAAUCAGCCUUCGUUCUUCAGUCAGAAAGAUGGUUCUCGUAGACAUUUAUUGUUUAUCAAACCGAAAAGGACGCUGAGAGAGAGAGAAUUUUUGUCGACGGAUUUAAGCACGCCGAUUAAAAGGUUUAGAUCUGAACAAUGGCGACAAGGGGCCUCAAAGGACGAUGGCUGGAUGCGUGGAUCUCUUUUUGUCUGGCUCUGACUCAUGUGGAAGGAAUCUCUGCUCAAAUACGGUAUGCUGUUCAGGAAGAAUUAAAAUUAGGCACGGUGGUUGGAAACGUAGCCAGAGACCUUGGAUUAGAUCUCGGAAGGUUGACGGAGCGGAAUCUUCGUGUCGUGUCAGGAACAAAGCAGGAUCUGUUUAAGGUAAACCCGACAGAUGGACUUUUGUCAGUGAACCAGAGAGUAGACAGAGAGGAGCUGUGCGCAAAAACUGUUCCAUGCGUCACAAAUCUUAAAGCGGUUGUAGAAAAUCCCCUCGAGAUGCACCAAGUUAUAGUUGAGAUCCUGGAUGUGAACGACAAUUGGCCGAAAUUUCCUGAAGAAAACUACACCUUAGAGGUGCUGGAGUCCGCCAUAGUUGGAUCUCGAUUUCAAAUAGAAGGAGCACACGACUUGGAUGUUGGAUUGAAUUCCUUACAGUCAUAUAAGCUAAACCAUAACCAGUAUUUCCGACUGGAAACCGAGGAAUUUGGGGAUGAGGGAAAGGUCCCUUUCCUAAUAUUACAGCGAUCUUUGGACAGAGAGCACACCGCACGGCACUGGCUACUAUUAACAGCUGCAGAUGGGGGUAAACCAUCAAAAUCUGGUGCUCUUAAUAUCACUGUUAUUGUAUCUGAUAUUAAUGACAACCCACCAGUGUGUGAUAAACAAAAAUACACCAUAACAAUACAGGAAAACGCAGCAAUCGGAACAUUUCUGCUGACAGUAAAUGCGUCGGACCCCGACGAAGGGAUGAACAGUGAGAUCGAAUAUUCAUUACGGAGUAAACUCAGGGGACUCUCAUCUGAGCCUUUCGAUGUGAACAGCAGAACUGGCAGACUGACGGUGAAGGGAGGCCUUGAUUACGAGGAGAAACAAGUCUAUGAGGUUAAGGUACUGGCUGCAGACAAAGGUGCCGUGUCUCUCUCCACACACUGCAACGUGGUUGUCAGAGUGGAAGACGUGAACGACAACCCACCCGAAAUAGACAUCACAUCCCUUUCAAGUCGCAUUCCAGAGGAUGCACCUCCCGGCACGGUGGUGGCGCUGAUGGGUGUGACGGACCUUGACUCAGGUGUAAACGGACAGGUGGUGUGCAGUGUGCCCGGGCAUUUACCGUUUGAUUUAAAGCCAUCCCCUGACGGACAGUCAUACUCUUUGGUCACGAAGGACUUCCUCGAUAAGGAAGCAACACAUGUGUAUGAUAUUACAAUAACAGCUAAGGAUUUAGGAAAGCCCACCCUGUCAUCCACGAAGCUGAUACAGGUGGAUGUGCUGGAUGUUAAUGAUAAUAGUCCUCUGUUCAGUGAAAACCCAUAUACAUUUUAUGUACUCGAAAACAACAAGGCUGGAAUGUCAAUUUUUUCGGUGAGCGCUGCAGAUGCUGAUGGAGGUGAAAAUGCAGCAGUCACAUAUUCACUGAGUCGGAGCCCGGGGCCCACUGUAACCUCCUUUUUAAAUAUAAAUGAAGCUAAUGGCACCAUUUCCGCCCUGAAAAGUUUUGACUUUGAGACCCUGAAAACGUUCCAGUUCCAAGUCGUGGCCACAGACUCUGGAACUCCGUCACUGAGCAGCAACGUCACAGUGAACGUGUUCAUUCUGGAUCAGAACGACAACGCUCCAGUCAUCCUGUAUCCAGUCAGCUCCAACGGCUCUGCUGAAGGUGUGGAGGAGAUUCCCCGCAAUGUGAACGCAGGACACUUGGUGACUAAAGUCAGAGCCUAUGACGCUGAUAUAGGAUAUAACGGCUGGUUACUCUUUUCACUGCAGGAAGUCACUGACCACAGUCUCUUUGCUUUGGACCGCUAUACAGGACAGAUCAGAACACUUCGCUCAUUCACAGAGACAGACGAGGCUGAGCACAAACUGCUCAUACUGGUCAAAGACAAUGGGAACGUUUCCCUCUCAGCAACAGCUACUGUGAUUGUCAAAGUGGUGGAGCCCAAAGAGGCUUUUGCAGCCUCUGACGUCAAAAGUGCAGCAAAAGAUGAUGAGGGGAAUGAUGUGACUUUUUAUCUCAUCAUAACAUUGGGCUCAGUUUCAGUCCUUUUCCUCAUCAGUAUCAUCGUGCUGAUUGCAAUGCAGUGCUCCAAAUCCACAGACUAUACUUCUAAAUAUCUACAAGAGACUAAUUAUGACGGGACACUGUGUCACAGCAUCCAGUACAGAUCUGGAGACAAACGCUACAUGUUAGUUGGACCCAGAAUGAGUAUAGGAUCUACUAUAGUCCCUGGCAGCCAUGCAAAUACUCUGGUGCUCCCUGACAGGAGGAGGACAUCUGAAGAGGCCCUGCCCAUCUCCGAUCAUAUCUGA
Molecule: messenger RNA, 2516 nt
Organism: Scatophagus argus
Lineage: Eukaryota; Metazoa; Chordata; Actinopteri; Scatophagidae
Product: protocadherin gamma-A11-like
Exons: 2
Coding region: 141-2516 (791 amino acids)
Biological process (GO): homophilic cell-cell adhesion
Cellular component (GO): plasma membrane
Molecular function (GO): calcium ion binding
Source: RefSeq, a predicted model, not a curated record